AUGGUGGAGGCGGACAUGGGCGAGUACGUCGGCUUUAUCCACCAAUUUACCAUCGGGUUGGCGAUUUCCUGUUUGUGUGAGAAGAGAUGGUCAGGUGUCACGCGGCAAAUGGCCGGCUUGCCGACUUGGCGGCUCUAUCCAUUCGUGGAACUGCGAGAACGUUAUCUUAAUAGUCGCCCAUGGAAAGCCCUCCUCGACUGCCGAUUACAGCUGAACUCCGGAGCUCAGGAGGCAGAAGAGACCAGUGUUCGUGGCAUAGCGAGUGGCUACCGCGCAGCAGAGCGCCCAUUGCCCUUCAACUGUUAA
Eimeria necatrix is the source of this 306-nucleotide messenger RNA. RefSeq lists its product as hypothetical. The coding region runs from base 1 to 306 and encodes 101 amino acids. The record is from RefSeq and is a predicted model, not a curated record. NCBI's taxonomy places the organism in Eukaryota, Apicomplexa, Conoidasida, Eucoccidiorida, Eimeriidae. The transcript is spliced from 2 exons.